AUGACGUUACGUGGCAUGAGAAGACUGGAGGCACGCCGACAGAUGGAGGAGAGCAACUUCCUGCUGUCCAAAGCACGGUCGCAGAAUCUUAAUCCUCCUGUAGACUUUCGGCUACUCGACUAUGUGACAGCUUAUGACGACAAUCUCAUGUGCGCCAUCUGCCGGUGCCCGUUCGUGGACCCGGUCGUGCUUGCUGAGUGUGAUCACUACUUCUGCAGGGACUGCAUACGGCAAAGCUGGGGCUCUACAUACAGCCCGUCAGGACCUCGAGGUGACUGUCCGCAAUGCCGAACACCAGCUAGGCUGGGCACAAGGUCGGCCACGAGCAAGAUACUGGUCAACAUACUGGAUGAUCUCCUUGUCAAGUGUCCCAAGCACGAGGAGGGAUGUCCGGUCUCGGUCAAGCGUGGCGAGGUAGAAGAUCACAUGAACAUCUACUGUGGCUAUGCAUACCAGGAAUGUGCUGGUGAACGUUGUGAGCUGCCCGUCCGACGAAAAGACGCAGAUCAAGGCUGCCUGCACUUUGGUGUCAGCUGCUUCGACUGCCACGAGACGAUGCAGAAGUCAACUCUGGAGAACCACUGGCGAUCCGAGUGUGCUGUACGGCGAGUGACUUGUCCUCGAUGCAAUAUGCAUGUUCUGUCAAAAGACCUUGACAGCCACAAUAGCGAGACGUGCGAGGCUGUGAGCAUACCAUGCCCAGGUGCCAGCAUCGGCUGUACAAGUCGUAGCAAGCGCUCUCAAGCUCAAACGCACGCCAAGAGCUGCACGUUCGCAAAGCUCGCGCCUGUCAUAUCUUCACAGAAGAGCCGUAUGGACGAACAAGAAGCAGCGCAGAAGCUUCUGAGUAGAAAGCUGGAAGUGCUGGAAACUGGCUUUGGCGUCAUGCAGGGCAUACUAUACCCGAAGGUAUCCGUGGAGGCCGAUGACCUUGCGGCGGACGAAAGCAGGAUACCGUUUCUUGACAAUUCUGCCUCUGAGCGAACCUUGCCACCCCACCACCCGCGCAUGUUCAGCGGAGACUCUUCUGGUAAUGCUCUGUCUCCUUUCGACUUUCCUGUACCACCCACCUCACGACCAAGCUCCGCAGCACCGGGAGUAGCCAGGCGAGCUUCGCCAAUAGGACUUCCGCCAUCCGAGUCUGCUGCUGCACUACGUCAGCAUGAUCCCAUCGAGGCAUACAACACUAAUUAUGAUCUCGCUUCCCCCGGCCUCCCACCGCCAUCGACGAGUGGGGGACCUUAUGUCAGCCCGCUGCACCACCUCCUCUCUAUGCAUGAGAGUCUACGUGACGAGAUGUCUCGAGUCAAUUCAGCGUUGCAGGAGCUGGACGGCCGGCACAGUAUGCAGACUCUCAACGAGAAUCUCCGGACCAGAGAAGAGAUCUCAUACCUCGGUGCACAACUAGCUGGAUUGAGUCGCCAAGUGCACUGGUUGACCAGCACACAACUACAACGCCAGAGUAGAAGUGCGACACCUUCUGCUGUUGCUGGUUCGAGCAGCGAGAUGGCCGGGACAAGUGUGGAGGCCGCGGUUAAUGCUGUCAGCACUGCUGCUACUGCAUUGCGGGGUGCGGCAAGGAUGGUUAGUGUCGGACAGGGCCAAAGCUCGAGUGGCUCGCAUGGUCCCAUGAGAAGAGAGAAUAGUGCUGAGGGGAGGACGAAGCUAUGA
This is a messenger RNA of Recurvomyces mirabilis, 1671 nucleotides long. RefSeq lists its product as uncharacterized. The transcript has a single exon. Bases 1 to 1671 code for a protein of 556 amino acids. Gene Ontology annotation, molecular function: zinc ion binding. The record is from RefSeq and is a predicted model, not a curated record. NCBI's taxonomy places the organism in Eukaryota, Fungi, Ascomycota, Dothideomycetes, Mycosphaerellales, Teratosphaeriaceae.